Molecule: messenger RNA, 1890 nt
Organism: Parastagonospora nodorum SN15
Lineage: Eukaryota; Fungi; Ascomycota; Dothideomycetes; Pleosporales; Phaeosphaeriaceae
Exons: 2
Coding region: 1-1890 (629 amino acids)
Biological process (GO): nuclear-transcribed mRNA poly(A) tail shortening; regulation of mRNA stability
Cellular component (GO): P-body
Molecular function (GO): mRNA binding; protein binding; translation repressor activity
Source: RefSeq, a predicted model, not a curated record
AUGUCCAACAUCGCAGCAAACAGGAACAGCACGCCCGAGGGCUCGAGCUCGCUGCGUCCCCCCGCGGCCCGCGCAUCUCUCGGGGCCAACCACCAUCUCCGCGCUUCUGCCGACAUGGGCGGCUUCUCGUCCCCGCUGGCCAACCGCGGCAUUCGCCCGGCGUCUGAGGUCUACUUUGGCCGCAGCAGCACGCAGUCGGGCAACCCGGACGAGAUGGAGCGCGCCGCCCAGCAGUGGCUCGCCGACAUCGACCAGUACGAGACGACGCUCGAGGAAAUGGCCACGGCCACGCUCGACCAGGACUUCAAGGACGAGCUGAGCGCCAUCGAGCAGUGGUUCCGCGUGCUCAGCGAGGCCGAGAGGACCGCCGCCCUCUAUGCCCUGCUGCAGCAGACCACCCAGGUGCAGAUUCGCUUCUUCAUCCAGGUCCUGCAGCAGAUGUCCAAGAGCCUGCCCAUGUCCGGCGUGCUCUCGCCUGCAAACUUUGGGGAGAAAGGUAAAGCCCCCACCAAGUCUGCCAGAGACGAUAUGCUGACGUGUGCAGACCCCAUGACGCAGAAGCUGAGCGACGCCAUGAGCAAGCUCGGCACGGGCGAGAACCGUCACUCCAUGGGCCUUGGCCGUCCUCCGCCAUCGCCUGGUGCUGGAAAGCGCAACUCGGGCCUAGAUACGACGACGAUCAACCGCAUGUUCCCCGACGCGGCUGCUGCCAUCGCCAAGCAGAAGGCCGAAUUCACCGACAUCACGGGUAUUGCGCCCGCCUCGAACCGCAACAGCACCGUAGGAGACCGCGGCUCUAUGGCCGCGCCUACUAUCUCAGCCCCCGAGGGAGACAACAAGAGGGACAACAGUGCCCCACCUGCCUCGCCAUGGAAUGAGGGCGCCAACCGCCCCAAGUCCUCUGGCCAACAACAGCAGCACACGCCCAUGGGCCAAUUUACUCAGCCCCCACCUUCCGCGGGUCUUCGCUCCCCACGUCUUCCUCUCCAGAACGAAAACAACAAUGUGCAGACUACGACCCUGAACGCCCUAGAGGCAAAUUCGACAAACAUGCCCCUCCUUUCGCCUGCGUAUGCUGGUGGAGGCAGCUGGGCGUCUCAGCUAAGCACUCCCAUGGUUGGAAACUUCAACCAGCCUAACAACCAGGCCGACAUGGUAGCCAAUGCUACCGCCAUGAAGCUUGCUGCCCUCUCUACCGUCAACAACCGCAUUCAGCUGGAUGAUGUGCGCAAAUACCGCCGAGCUCGGUCUUCGGAGGCGCACGGAGCUGGAAAUGGUCCGCUGUCUCCAGGGAUGCCUCACAUGGGCAACACCAACAUUCUCAUGACAAACGAGUUGGGCCAAGUGCUGACGCCUCAGCAGGCUGCUGCCCUGCAGGCACAGCAAUUGGCUGCAAUGACAGGUCGUCGUUCGCGCCCCAGCUCUCCCGGUUUCGCAAUGCAAGGACAGGGCAUGGGAGCGAUGGGCAACUUUGCCUCGCCUCAGGCUAAUGGUUUCUUGUCUGCAGACUACGGUGGCUCCGGCAUGAUGAACAACGGCAUGGGUGCUCUCAAUCUGAAUCAAUUUGCCAUGGCCACUGGUGGACACGACUUCCUGAACGAUCCCUCUCAGAUGGAUCGUGGCCGCUCUCCUCGCGGUCGUCGUGGCAGCUCAAAGCCCCCGGAGGAUCCUACCGACCCCAGCCUUCUCCAGGACAUUCCCAGCUGGCUUCGCAGCCUCCGUCUUCACAAGUACACCGACAAUCUUAAGGACCUGAAAUGGCAAGAGCUUGUCGAGCUCGAUGAUGAGGGUCUUGAGAAGCGCGGCGUCAAUGCUCUUGGUGCGCGCAGAAAGAUGUUGAAGGUUUUCGAGCAGGUCAAGGAAGCAAAAGAAGCCGGCAAGGUGCGAUAG